ACAGCUUCUACAUGCAUGUCAGUGAACAAGUUCCGCUGGCCCAGUGACUCUCUCUCAUUCUCAAGUCUUCAACAUUUAAGAGUGCUCAAGCGCAGACUACAUAAGACGUUGUCCGUUUGAAUAGUUGUCGAGAUUGAUAGUCUUGCUUUGUACCUUUAACAGAAAAUGGAUUAUGUUUAAUAUGGACUUUUAAUGUUUGUUCAAACAACAGCACUUCUGUUUUUCUGCGCGGAGCUGAUUUAAUCUGGAGUUUUGAAGAGUCGCGAAGACAGAGUCAGGAUGUGAUCAUUUCCAUCCAAAAAUGGUCCGAGAAGUAUUGAACAGAGCGAGUUGGAAAACGUUUCGGACAGUGAUGCAGUCUUAAUGAGUGUAAAGUCCGUAUCGAUGAAAAUCUGAAACGGAGGAAGAAAGAUUUUUUUAUUUUUUUUCUCAAAUGGAGCGACACAGCAGUCUCGUUUCCAUUUGGCUUCAGCUCGAGCUUUGCGCUAUGGCUGUUCUCCUCACUAAAGGAGAAAUACGAUGUUACUGCGAUGCUCCCCACUGCGUGGCUACUGGUUACAUGUGCAAAUCGGAGCUGAACGCCUGCUUCACACGCAUCUUAGAUCCUCAAAACACAAAGUCUCCACUCUCUCACGGGUGUUACGAACCUCUCCUGAACUCAGGAAACAUUUGCCAUCCAGAGUCAAACUAUGAUACCAUCCAUGGACCUGCUACACUUCAGUGCUGCAAUGAGGAUAUGUGCAAUUACAGAGGCUUGCAAGAUCUUACAUACAGAGGAGAAGAAAGUCAUGAAAGAAGUCGACAUCAAACCGAAGGCAUUCGUCAUGUGGUAGCACGACUACAGGAAAUCCCUUCCUCCAAAGAGGUAUGGUUCCGUGCUGCGGUCAUCACCGUACCCAUCGCUGGUGGUCUCAUCUUGGUCCUCCUCAUCAUGUUGGCCCUGCGCAUGCUCCGCAGCGAAAACCGUAAACUGCGGCAACAACGGCGAGAGAUGCUCUCCCGCCUUCACUACAGCUUCCACGGCCAGCACCUCACCAAGGGUCACAUGGCCAAACUGGACCUUGAGUGUAUGGUGCCAGUGGGAGGCCAUGAGAACUGUUGCCUGAGCUGCGACAAGAUUUGGCAGUCUGACCGUAGUAGCCAGAGACUUCUAUCAUUGGUCCACUGGGGAAAGUGCAGUGGCCGAGGGAAGCUGGAGUUUGUCUGAUAGCUUUGGAGUUUGUUUUCCUUUGUGGAUUUGGAAAGGACCCAUUGGGCUAAGACGUUUUAUUUGAACCCUUCUAAAGGAGGUACUGCAAGCAAGAAAUUAAAAGAGAACACUUGAAAGCAUCAACCAUAUGGUUGUUGCUGUUGAAGCACUUUACUUGAAUUAGAGGCUUGAGGAGAAGAGAGACUGUUUGUAUUAUUGGCUUAGACAAGGAGCAACUUCAUGCUGGUAUUCUUUCUUAUAACCGAAGGAUUCCAAAAAAGUUUAACAAUUUGCACUUUUUGUAUAAAGAGACUAUGGUAGAUUUGAUUUAUUAGUUGUGUUAGACUAGUGGGUCGAGGAUGACCUCUGGUGUGUGAAUGGCUCUGUUCCAAAAGCUAGUGAGCUUCCUAUAUAGGUAGCCAUUUAAGGCUACAUCCACAUUAAUUUGGAGACAUUUGAAAACUGCGUUUUUGUUUUCCAAACGCUGUCCGUCCACACUGCUGUUUUCCAUAAGUUUCUCGUCCACAUUGAAUUGUAUCAAAACUCAUAAAUCCCCCUUCCACAUAUACAAAAAAAAUUGUGCGUUCCAUGUAUGGUCUGAAGUGCAAUUGUCCUCAUGUUCUGUCACCGGACAACAAUUCAGAGUAAACUUCCUGCAAAGUGAAGGUUGUUCAAAGUAAAAUUUAUCUUUAACAAUGUUAUCAAAGUGAAUAGCAGGCACAACAACGUCGCUACAACUUGGGAUGCCAUCUUGAGGUGAAUGGAUCACAUGAUUGUGUCACAUGACAACAAAUACAUCAUCGUUUUCAGAUAUCUCCAUUUUCCCUAUCCACACUACAACGCGAAGACGCCAUCUUCAAAUUUAUCCACUUAGGACAGCGUUUUCGAAAAGCUCAGUUUUUGCUGUCAAAAACAGCUUGUCAGUGGUGUGGAAAAUGUAUUAGUGUGGACGUGGCCUAAAGCAUCAUAGCCUAAGCUCCUGAUGCAAAGGCUGUUCCAAAAAGUAGAAGCAUGUCGAUUAUUAAUUGACUUUCAAUUUCAUUCAAUACCGAGAAGUAUUGAUAAAAAUAGUUCAACUUAAUUUAAAUGGACUGUUUUACAAAAUAUUUGUAUGUUUUUAUGCUUAUGAGAAUAUCAUGGUGUUAGCUUGGCAACAUGCUUACAUAAACAUUUACUGGAAUAAAUUAUUAGUUGAGUCUCCAGUGAAUUUUGUGUGUGCUAAUACCAAAUUAUCCACUUAUGAGGUUCCAUUUCAGUUAGAGUUAGUUAAGCUGCCUUAGGGGGCCGUACACAGAAUGCGUUUUCGUGUCUGUCUAUGCCCUUUUUCCAUUGUUUUUCUUUGUAAACAUGAGCUAGAUGGACAUUUUUGUAUCAGGUCAAGCGCAUUUACCUUCUUCUGUGUUGCAACCAACAUUUUCCCUCUAAGUUUGCAUUUUUACUCCACUGGCGGUUAGGUAUAGGGUUAGGGUUUGGGGCUAGAAUUACUAAAAUAUCCAUUUCUCUUCACUUUAUUACAUCAUUUACAGUUAGUAACAACACGCUUUUUGCACAUUCUUGCUUUGGAUAUUUCACCCAGAAACAGGAGCUCACAUGUACCCAUGCAUUCAAAAACACUUCCCGCUUCGGCCACUGGGGGCAGUGCUUCGAAUUUCGCUAUACACAGACAGAGUUUAGCUCAAGAAAUGUCAACAAACUGUUUAUGAAUUGACAGUGAGAUCAGUUUGGUUGUGUCUAGCUUUUUUUAGUGUAAGAAUGCGAUCGGUCUGAACAGCCCCUUAGAAGUCAGCUGUCUAUAUAGGCAGAAGCCAGCGUUUUGGGCCAGAGCUGUUGUGUGAUUUUUUUCAGUGUUAAUAUUCACCACCUUUGAUCUGCUUGAAUGUUGCUCACUGUACAGAUCUUCCAUUGUAAAUAUCACAUGUUCAACAACGAAUCAUGGUAGUAUUGUCAUCUUUCCUGUCAAAACUCUUGUUUCUAUAACGCUCUUAUUCAAUGAGUGUUUGGCGCCACAUUGGGUGGUACUGUGAGGCUGAGUUUCAUACAAUAUUGACAAGCUCAUUAUCCCCAGAGGGAGAAGUCUUGGCUAAUGUCUCAGUAUGUCAACACGUGCACAGUUGCAACCGCUUGACUGAGACAUUGGAAUCAUUAGCAACAGCAUGAGGGCAUGGGAUUGUAGUGUGGUAGCUAUUACACUCAUGUCUUGUUUUACAGUAGCACUACACUUCUGACUGACUCACCCUGGAAACUCUUCCCUAGGCCACAGUCACUCAGCCUCCAACUCUUUCACAGUUACUGCUGCUGGGCUUCUUUGGAAAAGAAGUCAGAUGGGAACUGAUCCUCUGUAAACUUAGCUUCUCACACUACUUAUUGUUAAUUCCACUGACUGAAGAAAGGUGUGUUUGACAGUGGAGCUUGUCGGUCCGUUUACUCCUUUAUUUUUCUGCAUUGCAAACACGAAGUGAAGUGAGUCCUAAAAUACUCUUAUAAAAAUCUCUUUUGUGUCUUUACCCAUAGGCUUUAUUUUUUCAGUGUCAACCUUAAACCUGAAAUGUGUUUAAAUACUAUCUCUUGUCCAAGUUUUAUAUGACUGCACUUCUUUAUAUUAGAGGUAGUACAGGAAACACACUCAGAGAAAAAAAAAAAAACAUGUACUAUCAUUUUACAUUUUAGUUCACUUGAAGAACCCGAGUCUCUUUCAUAUGCUUCCUCUCAAAUUUGUCCCCUGUACACUUUCCAAAUCAUUGCAGCCCUACAUACUCAAUGCACAAGAAGUUAACAGUUAUUGUUGGCCCUUGGAGGGGAAUGGAUGCUUUAUUGCAGUGAAUGGGAUAAAAGGCAUGUUCCUUUGACAGUAUAAUAACAGGGAACUUCUUCCCUGGCCCACAUAUAUUUUAAAACAUAAACUCUGAAAUGGUUUAAUGUGCAUUUUUGCAGACGUUAACAUCACGGUCAGAGAAAAAGAACCACC
Myxocyprinus asiaticus (Chinese sucker) is the source of this 4154-nucleotide messenger RNA. Its product is annotated as BMP and activin membrane-bound inhibitor homolog. Gene Ontology annotation, biological process: negative regulation of transforming growth factor beta receptor signaling pathway; transforming growth factor beta receptor signaling pathway; positive regulation of canonical Wnt signaling pathway. NCBI's taxonomy places the organism in Eukaryota, Metazoa, Chordata, Actinopteri, Cypriniformes, Catostomidae. Gene Ontology annotation, molecular function: frizzled binding. Bases 434 to 1207 code for a protein of 257 amino acids. The transcript is spliced from 3 exons. The record is from RefSeq and is a predicted model, not a curated record.